Molecule: messenger RNA, 819 nt
Organism: Triticum aestivum (bread wheat)
Lineage: Eukaryota; Viridiplantae; Streptophyta; Magnoliopsida; Poales; Poaceae
Exons: 3
Coding region: 292-546 (84 amino acids)
Source: RefSeq, a predicted model, not a curated record
UUCCGGCAAUAUGUCCACUCUCUCAGUUGGUCCUGGGCCCCGUGUGGCCCAUUCGUGCAUCUUCCGGUCACUCCCGACUCCGGUGCGGUGAGCCCCUCGCCGCCCGCCGGCGAUCUCCGUAUACAAGAGGAAAUAAAUAGCCAGCCCGCCAACUCUCCCGCACUCCGGCUCGGUAGCGUUUCCCUUUCCCCGUUCGGUUGGUACAAGCGCUCGCGCUCCUGGCCAGCUGGCUGGCUGGAUCUAACCGGCCAGAACCCUAACCUACCCCCGCGGGUCUCGAAUCCUGUCCGCAUGGAUCCGGCCGCCAACGGCGACAAGCCCUCCGACGAGCAGCAGCAGUUCGAUCCCAGCCGGAUGAUUGGCAUCAUCAAAAGGAAGGCCUUGAUUAAAGACCUAGCCGCUGCUUACCAUGCUGAGUGUGUAGCAUGUUGUAAAGAGCUUCUCGAGCUUCAGAGAAAAUGGGAGGAGGAGCAAUGCGUCGAAGCUAAGAUGCCUGAAGUGCCAAAACCAUCUUCGACGAAGCCUUCUAAGCGCAGGAAGAGGUAGAUCUAAUAGGGAAUUAACCGAUGAUGCGCUUUAUUUCAGGGGUGUGGAUGAGAGGAAGAAAGAAAAGACCCAUGUAAACAUAGUUGACCUCCUGAUACACAGGAAGGCGUGAUGAAACACUACUGAGAUUCGCGGUCUGUGGCACACGCAUCGUCUUAAAAUGUGGCACGAGCUGGUAAAAUGGUUUCUGAGUGAUGUGUGUUUACUGGAGUGGUCAAUCACCAUGUGUAGUGAAGCAACAUUGCAAAAGUAUCAGUGCAACAACUUUGUAAA